Chlamydomonas reinhardtii is the source of this 2773-nucleotide messenger RNA. RefSeq lists its product as uncharacterized. Bases 355 to 2277 code for a protein of 640 amino acids. The transcript is spliced from 9 exons. NCBI's taxonomy places the organism in Eukaryota, Viridiplantae, Chlorophyta, Chlorophyceae, Chlamydomonadales, Chlamydomonadaceae. The record is from RefSeq and is a predicted model, not a curated record.
AAGCAUUUCGGGCGCCUUUCCCGACACAAGUUGAACAUUUCCCUCGCUGCACGGGGCCUUCUCCCCAGGGCUGCCAUUGUAGCUUGGCGAGCUGUCUAUAAGUUUGAUUGCAUGUAGUUGGCCCCCAUGCGGGCAUCUGGCUGGCGGCUUCUCGCGGGGCGAUUCAGGGCCCCGAGCGUGGCGGAUGGCACAGGGCGGGAAGGCCGAUUUGCCGCCUGCGGGCUUGAGGGGUUGUCUGGUAGCCACCAGCCGUAUAGCUUGCUGUCACGCUUAUCACAAGUACUGGACGGCAGUAGCGGCCUGCACACGCCCGCAGCUGGCGCAGGCUGCGUGCAGGCAAGCCCAGGUCCCGACAUGCACGCGCAUCUGCGCCCUCUGACCUUGGUAAGAGCCUUCAACACAAGCAGCGGCAGCCUGAGCAGCGGCAGCGGCAGCAGCAGCAACUCGACAUCAGACAUAGAGCCGCCAUCGCCUGCAACGGACUUCGCAGCGCGUGGCAGUAGCAGCGGCAAGGACUGCGGCAGUAGCAACAGCAGUAGCAACAGCACCAGCGGCGGCGGUCGGGCCGCUGCAGGGCCGCGCGGCAAAGCCGCAGCCCGCGCCAAGGCAGCGGCAGCCGCCGCCGCCGCCGCCCAAUCCCUCCUCCCCGCCGCCCACCACGCCCAUCCGGCGGCGCGCGGCGCCAAAGGCAAAGCCGGCAAGGCUCCGGGGGCCAAGGCGGCGGCGGCCUCGGUGGCCGUGAAGUCGGGCGGGCAGCGGCCGUUGUCGGUUGAGGCCCGGCGGCAGUUGGACUUGCAGUUGGAAGGGCUGGCGGCUCAGGGGGUGGUGGGCGGCGGCGCCAGUCGCAAACCCGCCGUCAAGGCGGUGGGGUUCUACAUCGGCCAGGCCAUCCGGCCCGACGACGUGACGCUGCUGCUGCACCAGCUGGACACGCGGCCGCCGCCGGGGGUGGUGGCGGGCGACACCUUCAGACACACCGACCACACCGUGCUGCUGCUGCGGCCCGCGCCGCACACACACUACCACCACCAGCACGACACGGCUGCGGAGGAGCAGGCGGGGGCUGCAGGUGGUGGGAAGGCGGAGCAGGGCCAGGGCCAGGGCCAGGGGCGGGCGGUGGAUGCGGCGGCGGCGGCAGGAGACGGCGCCGCUGCGGAAGGUGGGGCGGAGGCGCCCAGCCGGCAGCAGCAGCAGCAGCAGCAGCAGCAGCAGGAGUUAGCCGGCACAGGUUCGUGUCAGGCUGUCGUACUCCACGAGUACGGCGGCGUGGCGUUCUUCAACGUGCCGCCGCACCUCAUGUCGGACCUGCUGCAGCGCAUCGUGCGCAUCGUGAUCCCCUCCACGGCCCUCAUGGCCGUGCGGGCGACCGGCAGUAGCAGUGGCAGCAGCACCGGCAGUAGCAGUAGCAGCAGUGGCAGUAGCAGCAGUGGCGCCUCGGGUGGCGGCGGUGUGCCGGGGGCGGUGUAUGCGGGGGGCGGCAGUAGCAGCGCAGCCAGCCAGCAGCAGAGGCCGGAGCUACUGCUGCACAGCGAGGAGGAGGAGUUUGUCAUUGACGAGUCGGUGGAUCGGGCGCCGCGGCUGCAGCGCUUCAUUCGCAAGGAGGGGGACGCCUACAUCGUGUCGCGGUGGGACAGUGUCAACAUGGAGAGCGUGGCGCGCGUGCUGAGCCAGAGCGCCGCCAUACGCCACUACAACCAGAUCUGUGAGGACAUGCUGCGCAGGUACAUGUCCCUGGUCCCCGCCGACACGCCCUACCUAGAGCCGCCAGAGGGCCGCGCCGCCACCGCCGCCACCGCCGCCGCCGCCGCCUGGCUGCGACUGCUGCGGUGGCUGUCGGCGUGGCGGCAGCGGCGCGGCGGCGGCGGCGGCGGCCGCGGGGGGCAGCAGCAGCACAGCGGGCAGCUGCCGCUGAAACAGCUGCGGCGCAUGGUGGCGGAGAGCACCACCAUCCACGUGUUCCUGGAGAGCUCGCUGCUGGGUGUGGCGGAGCCGCCCACCUCCACCUGGGCCUCGGCAAGACACCACAAGGUGUGGGAUGUGGUGCAUGAUGAGUUCGAGCUGGACGACCGCCAGGAGCUGCUGGUGGGCAAGGCCGCCCUGAUCAAGCAGUCCUGCCUGGACCUGAUCAACGCCCACAACGACACCUUCGCCAAGCGCAGUGAGAUCACCAUCAUCGCGCUCAUCGCCACCGAGAUUGUGAUCAGCCUGUGCGGCCUGCACGACCUCGUGCCGCUCAGGGCGCUGCUGGGGGGCGGCGGCGGAGGAGGAGGGCAUUGAGGAGGAGGGCAUUGAGGAGGCGGGGGCAUUGAGGAGGAGAGCAGAGAGGAGGGGGGCAUUGAGGAGGAGGCGGGCACUGAGGGAAGAGGAGGCGGCGGGCGUUGAGAGAAGAGAGGGGGCGGCAGUGGUGGGCACUGGGGCGGCGGCGACGCCGGCGGAUUCGGUGGUUGUGGGCAGAGCGGUUGCGCACAGAGUGGUGUGUGCGGGCAUUGAGAUUGUGUUGGUGCUGUGGCGGGGCUGUGGGGUGGGGUCCGCUUGCCCUCGCGCCGCAAAGGGCUGAACGCUGGCAGGAGAGGAGGGUGGGCUGGGAGAAGCGAUGUAUUACUAUGUGUCAGAUGCGAAGCCGGAUGGCGUGCGCUAAUGCAUGUGCAUGUGCGUGUGUGUGAGGUGAACUGGUGGAGAGGUGGCCAGGGGCUAUCUCCUUGGACCUAGGUGGCUCGCCGCAUGCGGUACAGCAGUCAGAGGUCAUGUGAGCAGCUUGUAAUAAGGUAAUAAG